Messenger RNA from Leguminivora glycinivorella, 1476 nucleotides. RefSeq names its product serine protease persephone-like. Gene Ontology annotation, molecular function: serine-type endopeptidase activity. The record is from RefSeq and is a predicted model, not a curated record. The transcript has 12 exons. The coding region runs from base 200 to 1315 and encodes 371 amino acids. Lineage: Eukaryota; Metazoa; Arthropoda; Insecta; Lepidoptera; Tortricidae. Gene Ontology annotation, biological process: proteolysis.
UGGUAAGGUUGUGAUUGUCUUUUUGCUCAACUUUUGCUAGUGACUGGCGGUGGUGUCAAAUAUGUAAAAACGUCAAUAAUUUUAAAAUUUUGUAGGAUCAAGUUGAUUCAACAGAUGUGUGCGUACAUUAUCGUCGGCUGUGAAUUUGGGUGACACAAUAAAGGAUUCUUAUUAGAAUCACUUAGAAAUUAAAAUUAAAAUGUUUUCGAAGUGUUUCCUGUUCAUUAUUUUGUUAGUUCAUGUUAUUACUGCAGGAGAAGUUGGGGACAGAUGUAUUCCCAGUGAAGAUGUGGAGGACGGAGUAUGCACCCUCGUCACCAAUUGUAAAGUGGCCUUAAGACAAAUAAAAGACAACAACUAUCACUCAUUUGCAAGAUGUGGAUUCGAAGGAAUUACAGAAGUGAUGUGUUGUCCAAGCACAAACGUCAAAUUUGUUGAUGUUACAGGUGAAACGACGGAAUCACCCCGUAGAGUUGACGAUAAUAAUGGGAACACGCGGGGCAGCAAGAGAAAAGCGGAUGAAGAAUGCCAGAAGAUCAUCGCGUCGAGUAAACCACCGCUGGAUCUGCACAUUAUAGGCGGCGAGCAAGCUUCUCUCGGGGAAUUCCCGCAUAUGGUGGCUCUAGGGUUCGAAGGUCAGUUCGGCUACCGCUUCGAUUGUGGAGGCUCUCUCAUCUCCAACCGCUUCGUACUUACAGCAGCGCACUGCGUGGACACACCGGACAGAGUAGAGCCGUCCGUGGUGCGCAUGGGCGUCACGGAGCUAGGAGACCCGCAGUUUAACUCCGAAACCGACGCACGAGUCGAGGCGAUAUACAAACAUCCCAACUACACUCGCAGUCUCAAGUACGACGAUCUGGCGCUUUUGAAGCUAGACAAAGCGGUGCAGUUUGACACGACGCUGAACGCGGCGUGUCUCUACACCAGAGACACGGACCCCACCACCGCGCUCACCAUCACGGGGUGGGGCACCACGAGCACCACCAAGGACGCACGCAGUAACACGCUGCUAAAGGCGAACGUGACUGUCGUGUCCCGAUCAAAGUGCAGCGAAUCCUACACUUCUACCAAAUGGCGCAAGUUGCCGAAUGGCAUCUCGGAGACGCAGGUCUGCGCUGGCGACCCCGACGGCCUGAGAGAUACCUGUCAGGGCGACUCGGGCGGGCCGCUGCAGAGCCUGUCGGAGCCGGACGGGCAGACGCGCCUGGUCGGCGUCACGUCGUUCGGCCGCGGCUGCGGCUCCGCCGUGCCCGGCGUCUACACCCGCCUCGCGCACUACCUCGACUGGAUCGAGGGCGUCGUCUGGCCCAGAUAAACGACCGAUCUCACGUGCCGGCAUAUACUCUGCCAACCAAGUCUGUCAGUAACAAGCGCGGAUCCAGCUUCGUGCCCAGGGGGGGGGUCACGUGGUAAAGGCCCAGGCCCCGGAGGGGGGGUCACGUGGUCUAUUUGUAUGGCCAACCUAGGACCCCCCCU